Molecule: messenger RNA, 1071 nt
Organism: Aureobasidium melanogenum CBS 110374
Lineage: Eukaryota; Fungi; Ascomycota; Dothideomycetes; Dothideales; Saccotheciaceae
Product: nitrilase
Exons: 1
Coding region: 1-1071 (356 amino acids)
Molecular function (GO): catalytic activity
Source: RefSeq, a predicted model, not a curated record
AUGAGCGCCAAAGUCCUUCGUGCAGCAGCAUGCCACGUCUCUCCGGUCUUCCUCUCCGCCUCUGCAACAACGCAAAAAGCCAUCAACCUCAUACGACAAGCAAGUGCGAAUAAUGCCAACCUAGUCGUCUUUCCAGAAACCUACAUCUCUGCCUUUCCCAUCUGGAGCGCUAUACGGGCGCCUACAGAAAACCACGACCUCUUUAAGCGUAUGGUCGCAGAGUCUGUAUAUGCUGAUGGCCCGGAGAUUGAAGCUAUUCGCGCUACAGCACAGAAACUGAACAUCAUGGUUAGUGUUGGAAUUUCAGAGAAGGCGAGGUAUAGCAGUGCAACACUGUGGAACUCGAAUGUUUUGAUUGGGAGUAAUGGCGAGAUAUUGAACCAUCAUCGCAAACUGCAACCAACAUUUUUCGAGAAGCUGACUUGGAGCUCUGGAGAUGGACAUGGGUUGAGAGUCAGCGAGACGCCGUACGGCAAGAUAGGAAACUUGAUUUGCGGUGAAAACACAAACCCUUUGGCGAGAUACGCACUGAUGGCCGAAGGAGAGCAAAUCCACAUAUCGACUUGGCCUGCUGUGUGGCCCACCAGAGCUCUUCAACCAGACGUCGUGGUCUCAAAAGGGAAAAACUACGAUAAUUUGGCUGCUAAUAGGACAAGAGCUGCUGCUCAUUGCUUUGAGGCAAAGUGUUUCGGCAUCAUCAAUGCUGCAUUCUUGGACGAGCAAGCAAUUGACAUUGUCGCAAAAGGUGCUAGCAAUGAAGCUGGUGUCAGACAGACAUUACAGCUUUCUCAGCGAGCAGCUACCAUGUUCCUCGAUCCCACCGGCAUGCUGAAGCCUGGGUUUACUGUCGAUGCGACAACAGGCAAAAAGCAGGAAACCGACUACUUGCAGGACAGAGAAGAUAUUCUUUACACAGACAUGGACGUGGAAGAAUGUAUCGAAGGCAAGCAGUACCACGAUGUUGUUGGUGGCUAUCAGAGAUUAGAUGUGUUCGAUCUGCAGGUUGAUCGAAGUCGAAGAGAGCCAGCCAGAUUUGUGGAAGGAUUGCGUGACGACAAGGUCGAGUUUUGA